Chelonia mydas (Green sea turtle) is the source of this 5233-nucleotide messenger RNA. RefSeq names its product zinc finger protein 501. The transcript is spliced from 5 exons. Gene Ontology annotation, biological process: negative regulation of transcription by RNA polymerase II. Gene Ontology annotation, molecular function: RNA polymerase II cis-regulatory region sequence-specific DNA binding; DNA-binding transcription repressor activity, RNA polymerase II-specific. Lineage: Eukaryota; Metazoa; Chordata; Testudines; Cheloniidae. The coding region runs from base 578 to 2086 and encodes 502 amino acids. The record is from RefSeq and is a predicted model, not a curated record.
CGGCUCUGGGGGGAGGAUCGCGGGGCUCAGGCCCGGCCGCAGGAAGUGACUCGCAGCCGCUGCGGGGACUCUGGCUCCCGGCGAGAUCCCCGAGCCCCGGCGGCUGGUGCUGGGAGCCCGGAGCCCGGGCUGCAGCCGGGAGAGGGGAAGCUCCAGCCGGGCCCUGCCCGCUGCUCCCCGGGAGCCUCUCCCAGGGCAGAGCCCCCAGCCCGGCCAGGGCCGUCCUUACCCAUAGGCAAAGCAGGCAGCUCCGUAGGGCACCAGGAGAUUUGGGGCACUAAACUUCCAGGUGCCCUGCACAGCUGCGUGCCGCUCCAGCCCCUGCUCCGGCUCUUCCCCAGGGGCCCCGCCCCAGCCGCGCCCCCACUUCCAGAGCUCUGCCGCGGGGCCGGGCCUGCACUCGCCGGCGGUGGGAAGUGCAGCGACCCGGCCCCAGCCGCGCCCCUGCUGAGCGGUUCCCACCUGUCCCCAAGCCAGCCCCCCCCCCCCUCCGCAGGAGGGGCUGCGUAGGGCCCCAGAACAGCUAGGGACGGCCCCUGCCCCGGGGGGCCCCGCUCGGGGGGAAGGCUGAGGAAUCAUGUCCACAUUUUGCUCCAGAUCGUCCAGGGGACAGGGAAGAGAAAUGGCUGUGAUGGAGCCAGCUCAGAUGACGGUGACCUUCGAGGAGGUGGCUGUGUAUUUCACUGAGGGGCAGGGGGCUCUGCUGGACCCUGCUCAGAGAGCCCUCUACAGGGACGUCAUGCAGGAGAACUACGAGACGGUGACCUCACUGGGAUUCCCCAUUCCCAAACCUGAGCUGAUCGCCCGGCUGGAAGGAGGGGAGGAGCCUUGGGUCCCGGAUCUCCAGGCUGCCAAGGAAAGGGAGAGCCCAAGAGGCACCCGCACAGGUGAUAGGACAGUGAGUGAGAACAAGGAGGAGAUUCAGCAGCAGGAAGGUCCUGAGCAAGUGGAACCGGAGGAGACGUUUUUGAGAAGAGCUGAAGGGAAUUUUUCCCAGGGCUUGGAACAGGGAAAAGCCUGGGGAGUUCGACACAUAUCAGAUAUGCAGCUGGGAAAUUAUCCGAGGAGGAAACUGGAUGAAUCCAUUCAAUAUGGGGCAGCAUGCAAAGAUCCCAAGGAAACCACAGCCCCACAGACAUAUCACAAGGAAGAGAAACCCUAUACGCUUCUUGAGAGUAGGGAAAAAUUCAAUGUGAGUAGAAACCUUGUUACACUUCAGAGAAACCACUCAGGUGAGAAACCGUAUAAAUGCUUGAACUGUGGGAAAACCUUCAGUAAGAGCUCAGACCUUAUUAAACAUGGCAGAAUGCACAUGAGGGAGCGACCUUAUAAAUGCCUGGACUGUGGGAAAGCCUUCAUUCAGAGCUCAGACCUUAUUACACACCAGAGGGUGCACACAGGAGAGAGACCUUAUAAAUGUCUCGAGUGUGGGAAAAGAUUCAACGUGAGAUCAAACCUUAGUAAACAUCAGCAAAAUCACGUGGGAGGGAAACCCCAUAUUUGUUUGGAUUGUGGGAAAUGUUUCAAUCACAGCUCCUACCUUAUUACGCAUCAGAGACUGCACACGGGAGAGAGACCCUAUAAAUGCCUUGCGUGUGGGAAAAGCUUCAGUCACAGUGCACACCUUAUUAAACAUCGCCGAAUUCACACAGGAGAGAGACCGUAUAAAUGUCUUGAAUGCAGGAAAAGUUUCAAUCAGAGCUCACACCUUAUUAUACAUCAGAGAACGCACACGGGACAAAAACCCCAUACAUGUUUGGACUGUGGGAAAAGUUUUAGUCAGAGAUCGGCCCUUCUUAGACAUCAGAGAAUCCAUACAGGAGAGAAACCCUAUACGUGUUUGGACUGUGGGAAAAGUUUUAGUCAGAGAUCAGCCCUUCUUAGACAUCAGAAAAUCCAUACGGGAGAGAAACCCCAUACAUGUUUGGACUGUGGGAAAAGAUUCAUACAGAAAUCACACCUUAUUAUGCAUCAGACAAUCCACAUGGGAGAGAAAACCCAUAAAUGUUUGGACUGUGGGAAAAGCUUCAGUAACAACUCAUACCUCACUAAACAUCGGAGAAUCCACAAGAGUGAGAUACCCUAGAAAUAUGCCAGUGGUGAGAAAAGAUUCAGUAGGAACUCAUGCAUCAGAGAAUUCCCAUAAGAAGGAGAGAUUUUUGACUUUUAAAAAGAACUUUAAUAAAAUCGGUACACAAAACACAGUGAAAACAAGAAAAGAAAAAAAUGAUGGAUUUGAACCUGUAAAAGAGUUGAUAGUCACUGAGCAGACAGUGGAUGCGGUUCCAGGAUUCCUAGCUAAUCGCUUGUUAGGAGUACAAUUAAAAUUCCCCCCUGCUAUCAUGAAAAUCUCACUUCUCCAACAAUGUGCUAAAAGAGCACCCAAGCUCUGAAAAAUCCUACACACCUGGUCUUUCCCUACAGUAGCUGUGACUGUCUGUGAUCCCAGUGCAGCAGGGUCCACCUCCCAGCAGCUCACUGGGCAUCUGGUAGGGUGUGCCUGGUUGAUUGUACUUCCUGAUUGGUGAAGGGGUGGAGCUAGCUACUACAUGACCCAGCACCAGCCGGAGCUUGCUGGAGGCUCAACGAGUCCCAUGUCUGUAGCUGCAUUUGGUCCUGCUUCUUGCUUUCUGCUUCUACUUCUCCCCACUCUGCUCCUGUGUUCAGUUGCCUGCUUCAGUUAGAAUCCUAGAAAAAUAGGGUUGGAAGAGACCUCGGGAGGUCAUCCAGUCCAACCCCCUGCUCAAAGGAGGACCAACCCCAACUAAAUCAUCCCAGCCAGGGCUUUGUCAAGCCAGACUUUAAAAACCUCUAAGGAUGGAGAUUCCACCACCUCCCUAGAUAACGCAUUCCAGUGCUUCACCACCCUCCUAGUGAAAUAGUGUUUCCUAAUAUCCAACUUGAGACCAUUGCUCCUUGUUCUGUCAUCUGCCAUCACUGAGAACAGCCAAGCUCCAUCCUUUUUGGAACCUUCCUUUAGGUACUUAAAGGUGUUACGUUGCACUCCAUAUUCUUUAUGGAAAUAUGAAUAUGACAUAACUGGAAUAUGCUUUAUGCAAAAUGUGUGAUGUGACAUAUCAUUGGAAAGGUUAUAAUCUGCUGCAUGUGUUCAUCCUGUUUGUAGGCAUGUAUCAUUUCUAUAUCUGAAGUUAGAAAUAUGAAGUAGAAAUCUAAGGUCCUGUUUUAGUUAUGCUAAGUGAGGGCCAUUAAUGGUACUUCAGGAACUUGAUGACUUUUAAGCAAGAAACAAUGGGCUGUGAAUGGAUUUGUUUCCCUGUAAGUCUGUGGGACCUGUGAGGAGGAGGGGUGAUGUGAAGACAUGUGUCUGUGUCAUCUGAUGCUGGAAUUCCAUCUUGGAUUUGAUAUUUUUCCACAAGGCUGGGGGGAAUGUUUAAACAAGAACACAAAGGAUUCCUUCCUUCGGCCAAAUCUAUAUAAGGGUGUGAAGCAAGACAUAGAGAGGGUCAUGAGGAGACCCCUGCUUACCACCCAAGAUGUCUGCUGGAACUAACAGAGACUGAACAGGGGGAAGGAUUGGGCCCAGACUAAAAAUGAGUCUAGUCUGUGAAAGCAGCUUACUGGAACAUCUUUGAGGGUGAGAUAUUACAUGUAACCAGUUUCUUAGUGUAUUAAGCUUAGCCUGGUUUGUUUGUUUCAUUUUGCUUAGUAAUGUGCUUUGUUCUGUCUGUUAUCUUUUUUGACCACUUAAAUCCUACCUUUUAUACUUAAUAAAAUCACUUUUGUUUAUUAAUAAACCUAGUGUAAGUAAUUGUUACCUGGGGAGCAAACAGUCUAUGCAUAUCUCUCUUUACCUCGAAAAAGAGGGUGAAUAAUGGAAACUUAUACUGUAUAAAACUUUAUACAGUUUAAGAUGGAUUUUUCUGGGGUUCAGGUCCCAUUGGGGCUGUACACUGGGGUGCUGAGGUAAGUCCCUUUAACUGAGUCACCCCAGAGAUGAGCUCAUUUCAGUGUCUGUAUUCUGCAGAGGGGUGUGGCCCUAUGUCUGUGUCUGUGCUGGAGGAGGCCUGGAGGGUCUGGCUCAGCAAGGCAGUGGCAUGGGGUGCCCAUGCUGGCAGAAGGGUUAGGCUCAGUGGUAUCUUAGUGCAUCAAGUGACAGACCCAAGGGGGUCCCGAUGAGAGAACCCAUCACAAAAGGCAGCUAUCAAAUCCCCCCUCACUCUUCUCUUCUGCAGACCAAAUAAGCCCAGUUCCCUCAGCCUCUUCCCGUAAGUCAUGUGUCCCAGCCACCUAAUCAUUUCUGUUGCCCUCCGCUGGCUUUCUCCAAUUUGUGCACAUCCUUUUUUUGUGUGUGUUUGUGGGGGGGCAAACCUGGACCCAGUACUCCAGAUGUGGCCUCACCAGUGCCGAAUAGAGGGGAAUAAUCAAUUCCCUCGAUCUGCUGGCAAUGCUCCUACUAAUGCAGCCCACUAUGCUGUUAGCCUUCUUGGCAACAAGGGCACACUGUUGACUCAUAUCCAGCUUCUCAUCCAAUUUAAUCCCCAGGUCCUUUUCUGCAGAACUGCCGCUUAGCCAGUUGUUCCCUAACCUUUAGCAGUGCGUGGGAUUCUUCCGUCCUAAGUGCAGGACUCUGCACUUGUCCUUGUUGAACCUCCAAAUUGUCUAGUUCCUGUCCUUCUCCAUUGCAACCCCUGCCUCUGCUUCCUGAUCAUGCUUCCAGCUCACCCAUUGACUCUGGCUUUCAGCUUUCACCCUUGGCUAUGUGAUGGAUGUAGGGAACAGAUAUGCCUUUGAAUGAUUAAUAGCUACUGAUUCCUUCUAGCCCCCCAAAAUUAGAAAAGUUGUGCACCUCUGUUUAUCCCAAAAUAGGAUCCACCCAAGAAAAAAAAACAAUAAGAAAAUGGUUCAUAUUAUGUGAGACACCUUGUCUAAGAAUCCAUAGAUCCACCAAGGUCGGGAGUUCCUCUCCCCAGAAAUAGAAACUGAAAUGUCUAAAUGAGACUAUUGUUAAUCUCCUAGACAAGAAUAUCUCAUAAUUUGCUUCUGUAUAAACUUCUUUCUCCUUCCCAACCUAGCUAAAAGGAACUCCAAUUUACCAAGCAAGUGUCACACCGUGCUUGUUUAUGCAAAGUGUUUUCACCCGAAAGUAUAAACUAUACAUCAUUUUCCUAAAUCAAAUAGACUGUGAAUCAUCUCUUUCCCCACAAAGUAAAAUCUGCACCUUUGUUAGUGUUGUGAUUGUGAAUCAGAUCUAUAUCCUUCUGUAUGUGGAAAA